Salvelinus sp. IW2-2015 is the source of this 891-nucleotide messenger RNA. RefSeq names its product multidrug resistance-associated protein 1-like. Gene Ontology annotation, cellular component: basolateral plasma membrane. The record is from RefSeq and is a predicted model, not a curated record. Lineage: Eukaryota; Metazoa; Chordata; Actinopteri; Salmoniformes; Salmonidae. Gene Ontology annotation, biological process: glutathione transmembrane transport; xenobiotic transport. Gene Ontology annotation, molecular function: ATP binding; glutathione transmembrane transporter activity; ABC-type xenobiotic transporter activity.
GGUGUGAACCUGUCAGGGGGUCAGAAGCAGAGGGUCAGUCUGCAAGGUGCCGGUCUACUGCGACUUGCUGGUCUAUCUAUUGGCACGAUCCUCUGUCUGGCGGUCCGACGCCCAGAGCUGCUUGGGCAAACACAUCUCUUCGAAAAAGGUUAUCGGCGCCCCCAGGGCGUCCUCAAGGACAGGACUCGUGUCCUGGUGACCCACGGUCUGAGCUUCCUGCCCCAGGCAGAUCUGAUCCUGGUGAUGGUGGAGGGAGAGAUCACUGAGAGGGGCUCCUACCUGGAGCUGAUGGCACGUGACGGGGCCUUCGCUGAGUUCCUCAGGACUUACGCCAACAAAGAGCAGGAAGAUGACGAAUCAGACUCUGCACCAAAGAGAGGAUUGGAGAAUGGACUUCCUGCUGCUGUGAUUGGUCAGAACCAUACCAGUACAGCAGUGAGGACAGAAGGAGAGGUCCUGGGGAAGAAGGCCAAGAACGCUGAGGUGGGGAGAAUCACAGAGGCUGACAAGGCCAACACCGGACGGGUGAAGUUGUCAGUAUUCUGGGAGUAUAUGAAAGGCUAUAGGGGUGGUGUUGUCCUGUGUCAGUAUCUUUCCUGUUCUUCAGUCACCACUGUCGCCUCUCUCUUCUCUAACUACUGGCUCAGUCUGUGGACUGACGACCCAGUCAUCACGGAACCACAGCCCAGCAGAGAGAUGAGACUGGGGGUGUACGGAGCUCUGGGGGUCUCACAGGGCAUAGCUGUGUUCUGCUACUCCUUGCUGUGUCUGUGGGUGGUAUAUUAGCAUCCGCUACUCCACCAGUCCAUGCUGUACAACGUACUGCGCUCCCCAUGUCCUUCUUCGAGCGGCACCCCCAGCGGUAACCCUGGUGAAUCCGCUUCGCUAAGG